AUGGGCUGCAUAUAUGAAGCUAUGGAUAGAGCAAAAGAGCAAAUCUGGAAAAAUUUUAAUGAUGUGCAAAGGAGAUAUAGACCUAUAUUGAGAAUUAUUGAAACUAGAUGGGAGCUUCAACUUCAUAGGCCUUUACAUGCAGCAGCUUAUUUUCUCAAUCCUAAGUUUCAUUAUGAUCCCAACUUUGUUGCAAAUGAAGAAGUGAGAGUUGGACUUUAUGAAGUGAUUGAAAGGAUGUGUCCUACAACUUUGGAGAGAUGUCGGAUUGAUCUACAAUUGGAGAAAUUUGAUAAAGCUGAGGGUUUGUUUGGAAAAGAAAUGGCUAUACUUACAAGAACAAAGAAGCAGCCAGCAUUGUGGUGGGAAAGUUAUGGAGUACAUUGCAAAGAGCUUCAAAACUUAGCUAUACGUGUCUUAAGCCUAACUUGUAGUGCAACGGGAUGUGAAAGAAAUUGGAGUACUUUUGAUCAUGUACACACUAAAAAAAGAAAUCGACUUGAGCAACAAAGAGUGAAUGCUUUGGUGUUUGUAAACUAUAAUAUUAAUUUGGAGUUGAGACAAAUAAAGAGAGAAGAGAAUGGUGACUCAUAUGAUCCAAUUUGUCUAUCGGAUAUGGAAUCUGAUGAUGAAUGGAUUACCGAAAAGGAAGAACCUUGCUUGCCAGAAGAUACUUCAUGGAUGGACAUUCAUGAAUGCUUUGAAGUUAAUGAGGAAGGAUGUAGUAGAAAAAGAAAGAGAGGUCCAAGAAAUUUGAAUGCCAAAAAGAAAAGUAAAGAAAAAGUUAUUGAAGUUGAAGAACCAGAAGAGAUAGUGGAUGUUGGAGAUGAUGAAGAAGAUGUACAAGAAGAUGCCAAUGAUGAAAUGAUUUUGCAAGAUGAUGAAGAUGAUAACUUCAUUGACUUGGACUAUGGAGAUGAUUUUGAUGAUUUUGAUUAG
Messenger RNA from Quercus lobata, 936 nucleotides. RefSeq lists its product as uncharacterized. The record is from RefSeq and is a predicted model, not a curated record. NCBI's taxonomy places the organism in Eukaryota, Viridiplantae, Streptophyta, Magnoliopsida, Fagales, Fagaceae. The coding region runs from base 1 to 936 and encodes 311 amino acids. The transcript is spliced from 4 exons. Gene Ontology annotation, molecular function: protein dimerization activity.